Molecule: messenger RNA, 852 nt
Organism: Leptosia nina
Lineage: Eukaryota; Metazoa; Arthropoda; Insecta; Lepidoptera; Pieridae
Source: the annotation of a GenBank genome assembly
AUGUUUGAGUGGGCAUAUAGCGGGGCGAAUAAAGCUGUGCCAAGAAAUGUGGGCCCUGAGUGCGCAUAUUUUCUAUCAACGCAAAGACAAAUAAUUGAAACCGUUUUAGUGACUGGUGUUUGUAUUUAUAUCAUCAUAAAAACAUACCCAAAGCUACACAUUCCAAAUGAAGAAACAUAUAUUAAAAGUGACAGAGGUGGUAAAAGGUUGCUUGUGAUUCUCUUGGCCUUACUAUGGGGAAUGGAAAUAGGCUUUAAGUUUGCAUCUCGGACUGUUAUAUACUUACUGAAUCCAUGCCAUGUAACAACAUUAAUUCAAAUAUAUCUUUUGGCAGCACCACCAAGCAAAACAGUGACCACUCUUUUUAGAAUUCAUCUAAAUUUGUUGAAUGGACCACUUUUAGCAUUUCUAUUUCCAGAAACGGCAUCAAGAACUAUACCAGCAGAGGCGGCACUGUACUGGAUACAACAUGGCAUGAUGUUUGUGAUUCCAUAUUAUUUGCUGAGAAUUGGUGGUGUUUAUAAUAUAGAGCCCUUUUGGGAUUUCAGUUGGGCUAUAUUCAGUUACUGUCUCAAUCUAUUGUACCACUUCAUUGUUUUACAAGUUAUUGCUAUACCAGCACAAGUGAAUUUAAAUCAUAUGCUCUGUCCAGCCAUUUUAGAUCCUUUUGAUGGGCCCUGGUAUCGCAUUGCAGCAGUUUUACACCAAGCUUUGCUGUGUCCUAUCUUAUGCAAAUUUUUCUGCUUAGUAACAGAAUUCUGCCUUACAAAGUUUCCUCCUACAAAAGUGAAACCAAAGAUGAAGGAUAAUUUGUUGGAUAAUAUUUUAGAACAAAAAGACCAUGUUGAUUAG